Messenger RNA from Peromyscus leucopus (white-footed mouse), 1716 nucleotides. RefSeq names its product WW domain binding protein 4 (gene Wbp4). Lineage: Eukaryota; Metazoa; Chordata; Mammalia; Rodentia; Cricetidae. The record is from RefSeq and is a predicted model, not a curated record. The coding region runs from base 351 to 1547 and encodes 398 amino acids. Gene Ontology annotation, molecular function: protein binding; RNA binding; zinc ion binding. The transcript has 9 exons. Gene Ontology annotation, cellular component: precatalytic spliceosome; nucleus. Gene Ontology annotation, biological process: mRNA splicing, via spliceosome.
CCCGGGGCCGCCCGACCUGCCGGGCCGGUUCUCCGGGGAAGACGCGGCCGCCCUUUCAGCCCCAGCCGGGGGACUCGGGUCCCGCCCCUGCCCCGCCGUCCGUCCCGGGGGCCCGGGCGGCGCUGACGCCGCAGAUGUCCCCGAAACAAGUGAAUUAGCUAAGCAGGGAAAAGGGAAAUAGCUUCCUCUGUUUCCCUCCUUCCUCUCUGGGAGAAGCGAGGAGGAGAAGCAGCCCGAGAUUACCUUGCGGAAAGCGGUUCCACGAGGAAUUUAGCUUCGCGUAGAUAAAUAAAAGUGCUUUGCUAAGACGAAAGCCGUUGGGCAACUUUCUAUCCCAAAUUUUACAGAGCAUGACGGUUCUCUUCCAAUUUUUGGAUCAACUGAGAGUUGUUUUUCCUUUCUUCAGGGCCGACUACUGGAAGUCACAACCAAAGAAAUUCUGUGAUUACUGCAAGUGCUGGAUUGCAGACAACAGGCCUAGUGUUGAAUUUCAUGAGAGAGGAAAGAAUCACAAGGAAAAUGUGGCCAAGAGGAUCAGUGAGAUUAAACAGAAAAGCCUGGAUAAGGCAAAGGAAGAAGAAAAGGCGUCCAAGGAGUUUGCCGCGAUGGAGGCAGCUGCCCUGAAAGCAUACCAAGAGGAUCUGAAACGGCUUGGCUUAGAGUCAGACAUUUCAGAGCCAAGUAUAUCACCAGUGACCAGCACUGUCCAGCCCACGUCUACAUCAACUCAACAGAAAGAGAAGAAGAAGAAAAAGGAAAAGGAAAAGAAAAAGAAAGACGCUUCGAAGGGUAGAUGGGUAGAAGGAGUAACGUCCGAUGGUCACUGUUACUAUUACGAUCUCAUCACAGGAGCAUCUCAGUGGGAGAAGCCAGAAGGAUUUCAAGGGAACUUAAAAAAGACAGCAGCAAAGGCCAUUUGGGUAGAGGGCUUAAGUGAAGACGGUUACACCUAUUAUUAUAAUACAGAAACAGGAGAAUCCAAAUGGGAAAAACCUGAUGAUUUCAUUCCACACACUGGUGAUGUGCCGUCAAGUAAGGAGAAUGAAAAGUCACCUGACACCCUAGAAGACUCCAAAUCGUCAGAUUCUCACAGUGAUUCUGAUGGCGAACAGAAGAAAGCAGGAGAGGCCUCUGUGGAAACGAAGAAACUAGUAAUCAAGUUUAAGGAAAAAAAUAAAAGUACUGAGAAAAAAACUGAGCCAGAAAUACAAAAAGAAAAAAGUACCCCAAAACAGAACCCAUCAAAUACAAACGAAGAAAAAUCCAAAACUCCUAACAAAACUCCUAAGAAAUCAACGAACCCUUAUGGGGAAUGGCAAGAAAUUAAACAAGAGGCCGAGUCUCAUUUUCUUUCUGUUCCAGGGAAGAGGUCGAUUUGGAACUUCCAAGCACUGAGAGCGAAUAUCUGUCAACUUCAGAAGCCGCUGCUGGAGAAAUCAAAGUGGUAUUUAAAGAGAAAACAGUCUCUUCUCUGGGAGUUGCAGCAGAUGGGGUGGCUCCAGUCUUCAAAAAGCGAAGAAUUGAAAAUGGGAGAUCUCGGAAUCUGAGACAGCGAGGGGACGAUGAGUGACUGUAACGCCUUUCCUUUGACUGCUGUGGACAGAGGAGACGUGCCCUUUCCAAGCUUCUCUGUUUUGAGUACUAUAGUGCUGCAGUUUACAUUUAUGCUAAGUGUAUUUUAUGUGAAUCAAAAUAAAUCUUUUCAUGUGAAAUUUA